CAAAAAUGCCAGUGAUCUCAUUUGUAGACUUCGGAUUGAGGGAACAGCAACUUCGCUUCUCCAGAGCACACCCAGAACAUCAAGCUUCACUUUCACAACACUCACCCUGCACAAACUCUUCUUUGAACAGUCGUCACGAUGCCUGCCCCCUCGCAACUCACCAUUGCCACGAGCUCUGUCCUUCGCUUGUUGAAGGAGGAGAUUACCUACCACAAAGAGCUCGUUGACCAGGAAGCCAAGAUCAAGAUCCUGGAAGAGAAGAUCAACAGUGGAGCAGUCGCAUCUGACGAAAACCAAGAAUUCAUGCUCAAGCAGGAACGAACUGCGGCCGAGCAGACCAAGGCUGUGUUUGGACCUCUGAAGCAAAAGGUUGAGGAUGCCGUGACAAGGCUGGAGGAGCAGAUUGCGCUCAAAGAGGCAGAGGGUGGCCCCGAGGCGGAAAUCGAGCAGGCAAAGGCAGUGCUUGGACAGGCCAAAGCUGCCAUCAACUGAUCGUACAACUACCACAGCUAGGGACAUGACACGCGACGGGAUACCAAGAACUUGUCCGCCUGGGAACCUGGUCU
Molecule: messenger RNA, 566 nt
Organism: Emericellopsis atlantica
Lineage: Eukaryota; Fungi; Ascomycota; Sordariomycetes; Hypocreales; Bionectriaceae
Product: tubulin-specific chaperone Rbl2
Exons: 2
Coding region: 139-492 (117 amino acids)
Biological process (GO): tubulin complex assembly; post-chaperonin tubulin folding pathway
Cellular component (GO): microtubule cytoskeleton; cytosol
Molecular function (GO): beta-tubulin binding
Source: RefSeq, a predicted model, not a curated record